UUUCGAGUCUGCAGCAGAGAAGUUUGGCGCGCAAUUCUGCGGAGGUCUGGCGGGAAAGCUUGCUCAAUUGGCGCUCUUUUUUUCCCCAUGACUUCGUGUGUGCAGUUGUUUCCAAUCCAUGUUUUAUUCUUAUGAUUAUUUUUGCACUAGUAGUAGAACUCCGCAGGCAUCCCUAACUAGUUGUGUCUGAAAUUAUGGGAUGCAUCGUCAUGGCAACAGACCAGACGUCACAAUCUGGGCAUGUGUGUUCCAUCCCCCCUCCUCCCCGGCCCCCCUUCUUCUCUUUCUCCAAUGUGUGUUUCUUUUCUUGUUUUUUUCCAGACUGGCAGCCCCGUCUCUCUUUUUUUGUUGUUGUUUUUGCUUCGAGAGACACAUGAGCGGAUCUCGGAUCAUCACAUUUGAAUGUUUGUUUUUCAUCACAGAGCUGCGGAUUUAGCGGCGGCUGACGCGAAGAGCAAGAGGAGGAGGACGACGAGGAAGAGGAGGAGGAGGGGGAGGAGAGCGGCGUGCCGAGGGUUAACUUUCACCAUUGUUAGCCUAAAAGGGGGCUUUUUGGAGGAGGAGGAGGGGGCGAUGAGAUCAAGAUGCCCGGGUCGCUGAGCAAUGAAGACGAGGCGCAGGACGACAUGGAUUUUGACGACGAGAUGCCAGAUGAGGAGGACGCGCGCACGGCGCUGCCCCUGGCGUCUAUCGGCGGCUUCUUCUCGGAAGACGGCGACUCCUUCAAGCAGCAGCAACAGCAGAAGAAGAAGAAGAGCAAGAAGAUGAAGGAGGGAAAGGUGGCCAAAAUCAAGAAGCGGAAAAAGGAGGGAGGCAUCCAGGUGAGCGUAGACAGCGACCGGGGGUCCGAGGCGGAGGAGGACGAGGCGGACCGUCCCGAGCGAGGCUCCGGGAGCGAGAGCAGCAUGUUCAGUCCCUCCAAGAAGAAGAAAAAGAAGCCCAAAGAAAAGAAAGAGCGGAAGCCCAGGAAGAAGAAGCGGGACGAGGAGGACGACGAUGACGACGAUGACAACGGCAGCAUGAAAGAGCCCAAAUCGUCCAGCCAGCUGAUGCUCGAGUGGGGCCUAGAGGACGUCCAGUACGGCUUCACCGAGGACGACUACAAGACCAUCACCAACUACAAAGCUUUCAGCCAGUUUCUCAGGCCUCUCAUUGCCAAGAAGAACCCCAAGAUCCCCAUGUCCAAGAUGAUGACGGUCCUGGGGGCCAAGUGGCGCGAGUUCAGCGCCAACAACCCAUUCAAGGGCGCGUCUGCCACCGCCGUGGCGGCCGCCGUCGCCGCCGCAGUGGAAACGGUCACCGUGGCGCCGCCCACCUCUGUGAGCCAGCUGAACGCUCAGCUGGGGCCCAUCAAAAAAGCCAAAACCAAAGAGGGAAAAGGGCCCGGGGCUCGAAAGAGGAGCAAGAGUGCGAAAGACGUGAAGAAGAAGGUGAAGGCAAAGAAGACCAAAUCGAAGUCGGGCCAAAGCGGGAAGAAGAAGAAGACGUCCUCGAGUGACGACGACUUCCUGGACGAGUCGGACUUUGACGACAUCAGCAUUCUCAGUGCCUCGGUGCUUUGUGAGGCCUCGGGGGCCGUCGCCCCAAAGAAAAAGGCCAGGCGGGGACGCAAAAAGAGGAAAAAGGAGGACGGCGACGGCUACGAGACGGACCACCAGGACUAUUGCGAGGUUUGUCAGCAGGGCGGCGAGAUCAUCCUGUGCGACACGUGUCCGCGGGCGUACCACCUGGUGUGCCUGGAACCUGAGCUGGAGAAGGCCCCCGAGGGCAAAUGGAGCUGUCCGCACUGCGAGAAGGAGGGCAUCCAGUGGGAAGCCAAAGAAGAGGAAGACGAGGAAGAGGAGGAGGCGGCCGGAGAGGAAGAGGACGACCACAUGGAGUUUUGCCGAGUGUGUAAGGACGGCGGGGAGCUGCUGUGUUGCGACGCCUGUCCGUCCUCCUACCACAUCCACUGCCUCAACCCGCCGCUGCCCGAGAUUCCCAACGGCGAGUGGAUUUGUCCGCGCUGUCUGUGCCCGCCCCUGAAAGGCAAAGUGCAAAAGAUCAUGCACUGGAUGUGGGGUGAGGCCCCGCUGCCCGCCGAGCCGCCGGCGGCCCCGGACGGCCACCCCGCCGCCGACCCCCUGAGCAAGCCGCCGCCCCUCAAGGGCCACCCCGAGCGGGAGUUCCUGGUCAAGUGGGCCGGACUGUCCUACUGGCACUGCUCCUGGGCCAGCGAGCUGCAGUUGGAACUCUACCACACGGUGAUGUACCGCAACUACCAACGCAAGAACGACAUGGAUGAGCCACCGCCGUACGAUUACGGCUCCGGCGAGGAGGAGCUCAACAGCGACAAGCGCAAGAGCAAAGAUCCGCAGUACGCCGCCAUGGAGGAGCGCUUUUACCGAUACGGCAUCAAGCCCGAGUGGAUGAUCAUCCACCGCGUUGUCAACCACAGCUUUGACAAAGACGGGGACGUGCACUACCUGAUCAAGUGGCGAGACCUCCCUUACGACCAGUGCACGUGGGAGGUGGACGACUUCGACGUGCCGGAAUACGACAGCCAUAAAGCAUCCUACUGGGACCACAGGGAGCAAAUCUUAGGCGAGGACCAGCGCCCCGCGGUGCCGUCGAAAGGAGGACCCGAGCUGAAAGAGGAUCAGCCCAAGAGGGAGAUCCCUCCGGACGCUCCCAUCAUCGACCCGACCAUCAAGUUCGAGCACCAGCCGUGGUAUAUCAACGCCACCGGGGGGACGCUGCACCCGUACCAGCUGGAGGGUCUCAACUGGUUGCGCUUCUCGUGGGCGCAGGGCACCGACACCAUCCUGGCCGACGAGAUGGGCCUGGGCAAGACGGUGCAAACCAUCGUCUUCCUCUACUCGCUCUACAAAGAGGGUCACUCCAAAGGUCCCUUUCUGGUGAGCGCGCCGCUGUCCACCAUCAUCAACUGGGAGCGGGAGUUUGAGAUGUGGGCCCCCGACUUCUAUGUGGUGACCUACACCGGCGACAAAGACAGCCGCGCCAUCAUCCGGGAGAACGAGUUCACCUUCGAGGACAGCGCCGUCAAGCUGGGACGCAAAGCUUUCCGCAUGAAGAAAGACACGCCCAUCAAGUUCCACGUGCUGCUCACGUCCUACGAGUUGAUUACCAUCGAUCAAGCCAUCCUGGGAUCCAUCACUUGGGCUUGCCUGGUGGUGGACGAGGCCCACAGACUGAAGAACAACCAGUCAAAGUUUUUCAGAAUCCUCAAUGGCUACAAGAUCUACUACAAGCUGCUGCUAACUGGAACUCCUCUUCAGAACAACUUGGAGGAGCUUUUCCACUUGCUCAAUUUCCUCACGCCGGAGCGAUUCAAUAAUCUUGAGGGCUUCCUGGAGGAAUUUGCCGACAUCUCCAAGGAGGACCAGAUCAAGAAGCUCCAUGACCUGCUGGGCCCGCACAUGCUCAGAAGGCUCAAGGCGGACGUCUUCAAGAACAUGCCGGCCAAGACGGAGCUGAUCGUGCGGGUGGAGCUCAGCCCCAUGCAGAAGAAGUACUACAAGUUCAUCUUGACGCGAAACUUCGAGGCCCUCAACUCCAAAGGCGGUGGCAACCAAGUGUCCCUGCUCAACAUCAUGAUGGACCUGAAGAAGUGCUGCAACCACCCCUACCUCUUCCCCGUAGCUGCUGUGGAAGCUCCCGUUUUGCCCAACGGCUCGUACGACGGCAGCCAGUUGGUCAAGUCGUCGGGAAAGCUGACGCUGCUCCAGAAAAUGCUGAAGAAGCUCAAGGACGAAGGCCACAGAGUUCUCAUUUUCUCACAGAUGACCAAGAUGUUGGAUCUGCUGGAGGACUUCCUAGAGUUUGAGGGUUACAAAUACGAGCGCAUCGACGGCGGCAUCACCGGGGGCCUGAGGCAGGAAGCCAUCGACCGCUUUAACGCACCAGGCGCUCAGCAGUUCUGCUUCCUGCUCUCCACUCGAGCCGGAGGCCUGGGAAUCAAUUUGGCCAGCGCAGACACCGUCAUCAUCUACGACUCAGACUGGAACCCUCACAAUGACAUCCAAGCUUUUAGCAGAGCGCACCGCAUCGGCCAGAACAGGAAGGUGAUGAUCUACCGCUUUGUGACGCGGGGCUCGGUGGAGGAGAGGAUCACUCAAGUAGCCAAGAGGAAGAUGAUGCUGACCCACCUGGUGGUGCGGCCCGGCUUGGGCUCCAAGACGGGUUCCAUGUCCAAGCAGGAGCUGGACGACAUCCUCAAGUUUGGCACGGAGGAGCUGUUCAAGGACGAGAUGGAGGCGGCGCGCAACAUGGGGGGCGACAACAAAGACGGCGAGGAGGGCAAUGUGAUCCACUACGACGACGACGCCAUCUCCAAGCUCCUGGACCGCAGCCAGGACGCCACGGAAGACACGGAGAUCCAGAACAUGAACGAGUACCUCAGCUCCUUCAAGGUGGCCCAGUACGUGGUCAAAGAGGAGGACGGAGAGGAGGAGGUGGAACGCGAGAUCAUUAAGCAGGAAGAGAACGUGGACCCGGACUACUGGGAGAAGCUCCUGCGCCAUCACUACGAGCAGCAGCAGGAGGAUCUGGCCCGCAACCUCGGCAAGGGCAAGCGCAUCCGCAAACAAGUCAACUACAACGACACCACCCAGGAGGACCAAGAGUGGCAGGAUGAUGUUUCAGACAACCAGUCGGAGUACUCGGUGGGGUCCGAGGACGAGGACGAAGACUUCGAGGAGCGGCCGGAAGGUGGACGCCGACACUCUCGCCGUCAUCUGAGGAACGACAAAGACAAGCCCCUCCCCCCCCUGCUGGCCCGAGUCGGCGGCAGCAUCGAGGUUCUUGGCUUCAACGCCCGGCAGAGGAAAGCCUUCCUGAACGCCAUCAUGCGCUGGGGCAUGCCUCCCCAGGAUGCCUUCACUUCCCACUGGAUCGUGCGGGACUUGAGAGGGAAGAGCGAACGCGAGUUCAGGGCCUACGUGUCUCUGUUUAUGAGACACCUGUGCGAGCCGGGCGCCGACGGGGCGGAGACGUUUGCGGACGGUGUUCCGCGCGAGGGGCUGUCCCGACAGCACGUGCUCACCAGGAUCGGGGUCAUGUCGCUGGUCAGGAAAAAGGUGCAAGAGUUUGAGCACAUCAACGGAAAGCUGAGCUCGCCGGACCUUAUCCCCAUUGGCAUGGAGCUGAAAAAACUGACCGAGAGUGUCUCGUCAGACCCUAACACCCCGAUACAGGCAAGCCCGGUCGCCACCCAGCCCGGGACGCCCAACCCGCCAGAGAAGUUGGAGGGUCCCGUUGAGGAAAAGGGCGCAGCUGAGCAAGACGGCAUGAAACAGUCGGAGCAGGAAACAUGUGCGGAGCUGGCGCAUGCAUGCGAAGAGGAGGAGGAGGAGGCGAACCGACGUAAGGAGAAGGAAGCGGCCGACGGCGACCAGACCAAGGCGGCCUGCGAGGAGAAAACGGGAGGAGAUGACAAAGAGGACAAACCGGCAGAGAGGACGGUUAGUCAGGACUCGCCUAAAAGUGAGAGUCAGCCCAAAGAAGCGGAGAAGCCUCCUGAGGGAGAAGACGGCGAGGAGAAGGAAAGCAAAGCAGAUGAGGUAAAAAGCGAGGACGCCGCCAUCGCGGACACUCGCCUGAAUGGCGACAAAGACGCGCCGGAUGAAUCGGAGGAUGCCCGGAAGGAGGACAAGAACGGAUUCAAAACCAAGUUCAUGUUCAAUAUCGCCGACGGAGGCUUCACAGAGUUACACACGCUGUGGCAGACGGAGGAGCGGGCGGCUCUGUCGUCCGGCAAAAUGGCCGACAUCUGGCACCGUCGGCAUGACUACUGGCUGCUGGCGGGCAUCGUCACGCACGGCUACGCGCGCUGGCAGGACAUCCAGAACGACCCGCGCUACGCCAUCCUCAACGAGCCCUUCAAGACCGAGAUGCACAAGGGCAACUACCUGGAGAUGAAGAACAAGUUCCUGGCCCGGCGAUUCAAGUUGCUGGAGCAAGCGCUGGUGAUCGAAGAGCAGCUCCGGCGCGCCGCCUACCUCAACAUGAGCCAAGAUCCCGGACACCCCGCCAUGGCUCUCAACACGCGCUUCACCGAGGUGGAGUGUCUGGCCGAGUCACACCAGCACCUGUCCAAAGAGUCCUUGGGCGGGAACAAGCCGGCCAAUGCCGUGCUGCACAAAGUGCUGAACCAGCUGGAGGAGCUCCUCAGCGACAUGAAAGCCGACGUGACGCGGCUGCCCAACAUGCUGUCCCGCAUCCCGCCCGUGUCGGCCCGCCUGCAGAUGUCCGAGCGCAGCAUCCUGAGCCGCCUCACCAGCCGAGGUGGUGAACCCCCCCCGCAGCAGACUUUCAGCCAGGGAGGUUUCACGUGCUCCCAGCUGUACGGAGGCACAUUUGGCGGUGCGUUCAGGGCCUCCGGGGGACAGCCCAUGGUCAAUUACAGUCAGAUGCCUCUCGGGCCAUAUGUCAGUGUGUCCAACGGUCCUCCCAGCGCUCACCUGGACAAGAAGACCUUCGAAUCCCUGCGAGAUGCGGCCACACCCGACCUGAAGUCCGGCAAAGCCAGCGAUGUCAUCUGCAUCGAGGACUGACACGCUUUCCUCCUCCUUUUGGUUUUCAUUCGCAGACGUAUUGAAUCUGAAGAAUUGCACUUUUACCUUUGCAGAGGUUUUUUUUUAAAACUUGAUAUAUUUAACUGAAAAACCUCCGGCAAGAUGUCAGGACUGAGGUAAAAUGUGACUUUGUCCUCUCUUGUUUUUUUUUUUCUUUUUCCAGUGGACAUUUGAAUGCAGUUUUCCUUCAUGUGUUGUUGUCAUUCAUGUCGUGUUGAUUCUUUUUUUGAGAGCCUCUUCAUGGAUGCAGUAAAUGCCUGAAAGUGCGCCACCGGCUGGUCGCGACGGUCUUUACCUCACGCGGAUGGUCUCAUCGGUGACACCUGCAGGAUCUCGAUAUAUUGCAGCGUGUUUUGAGUUCGAUACUUGUGAUGGUUUCGGUUUUGAAUGUUGGCAGCACUCUCAGGACGGUGGUGGGCAACCGAGGGCUGCGGGGCCGUAUGUGGGCCCUCGUUGGAACUGAUUGAUUCGCCUUGGUUUGUGGGACUGCUAUUCUGUGAGUGAAGGAUUUUCCUUGAUGUUUAUAUUGAUUCCCCAACACAAAAGAUGCCUUUUCUUUUAUGCUUUGACCGUUUUUAAGACUGCGAUGGGACCAUCAAGGCUGUUUUGUCCUCAGUCCUCCGCCAAGACUUUUGUUUGUGGUUUUGUUUCAAAUCAAGAAUGCUGUCUGCUUUCUACGCUUGAAACCCUAACUGGCAACCCAGUGUUGAAAUGCUAAUUUGGAAGCCGGCUGGUUUUAAGACAGAGAUGGGACCGUAAGAGCUCAGUUUGGCCACAAUCCCGUUUUUUUCAAAUCCAGAAAGCUUUCUGUUUUCUAAACAGUCAUCCAUGGCUUCAGUCAUCUCCAGUCGUUUGUGUUUUUUUGAGAUUGACUUCCCCUUAAAGACUGCAAUGGCACCAUCAGUGCUUGCCUCAGUCCUCUGCAGUCAUUUUAUAUACCGGUAUAUAUAUUUUUUUCAGGUUAACCUGCAAACCCAAAUUCUGUCUUGAACCCCAACAUUCAAACCCUAACUUGGUUUUAUGACAGCUGUGGGAGGUUUUUGGCUCAUUCCUCCAUGAGCAAUUUUGAACUUUUGUGCUUUUUGUGUCAAAUCAUACAUGCCCUCCAUUUUAAAGUCUGCAAACCCCUCCACUGUCUAACGGAAACACAUGCCCCGUAGGAAACACUCACCCGGAUUAUUUUAAGACCACGAUUAACAUGGGCUCCAAUUUCCAUCAACUCACGAUGUUACGGUUUAGCUCCACAAUGCGUAAAAUGUGGUAUGUAAGAAUUGAAAUCAUGUCCUCUGUGAGAUGAUUGCGGUGGAACGGCAAGUCAGGUCACCCUCCGCCAUCAUUGUCUUGAUAUGGAAGCGCAAGAAAUCCACAAUCCCCCUGCCAGCAUAUUUAUUUCAUCAAACUGUAUUUGUAAUUUUUUUAUGCACUAUUUAUUGUUUUUGUUGUUGUCGCAAACGACUGCUUUGCAGACAAAACCUCAAACGUGUAAAUAAAGCGUCUAAAUUGAAUUAAAAAAAAAAAAAGAAUGUCCGCCGCGCCGUGACCUUGAGGGGACGUCAGCGACAACCUGUUCUGAUCACAUGCAAUCAAACUGGAGUCGGGAUGAAUGUACUGUCUACUAAAAACAAACAAACCAAGACUUCAGUCUAAUGUUAUAAUAAAAUCUUGCGUAUGUACAUGCUUCUAAUGAACAUGGCUUCAAAAGCUAAAAAAGUAAAAGAAAAAAAGACCAUGACGAGGCACCUUUGGUUGCAGUGAAUGCACAGCUUCUGAAGCUUUUUCUAUGGCGGUUCACUUUGGGCUCGUGGGGCGUCCCAAGACGCACACGCACGUUCUUCUUCGGACUUGUGCUGUCAAGUGACUGGACGACCAAGUGUGAACGGUCAUCUUUUGAUUUGUACUGUGGAUUUGUUUCAUUGUGUUUUAAUAAAUCUUCCGAUGACA
Molecule: messenger RNA, 8516 nt
Organism: Hippocampus zosterae (dwarf seahorse)
Lineage: Eukaryota; Metazoa; Chordata; Actinopteri; Syngnathiformes; Syngnathidae
Gene: chd5
Product: chromodomain helicase DNA binding protein 5
Exons: 39
Coding region: 585-6554 (1989 amino acids)
Biological process (GO): negative regulation of transcription by RNA polymerase II; chromatin remodeling
Cellular component (GO): chromatin; NuRD complex; nucleus
Molecular function (GO): DNA binding; chromatin binding; ATP binding
Source: RefSeq, a predicted model, not a curated record